UGUUUAUGAACUAAGAUGGCUACCUUCACCAACCACUCAACCAAUGAGAGCAGCGAGCAAAACUGCUGCUGUCGCUUCAAGGAGGACUUCAAGUACAUCCUGCUUCCUGUCAGCUACACUCUGGUCUUCGUGAUUGGCCUAGCCCUGAACUUCACGGCCAUGUACGUGAUCCUGUUCCGUACAAAACGCUGGAAGCCCUCCACGGUGUACAUGUUCAACCUGACAGUGUGCGACACCCUCUACAUCCUCACCCUACCCUUCCUCAUCUACUACUACGCCGACGAGAACGACUGGCCCUUCAGCGAACCGUUCUGCAAACUCAUCCGCUUCCUGUUCUACGCUAACCUUUACGGUUCCAUCCUGUUCCUGUGCUGCAUCAGCCUGCACCGCUUUCUGGGUGUGUGUUACCCGAUUAGGUCCCUGAGCUGGGUCAGCGCCAGGAGAGCCCGGCUGGUGUCUGUUGCGGUGUGGGCGUGUGUGCUGAUGUGCCAGGCUCCCGUGCUCUACUUCUCACGGACCAGGGAUGAGGGAACGGAGAGGGUGUGUUUCGACACCACCAGUCCAGAGUUAUUUCAUGACUUCCUAGUGUACAGCUUGGUGGUAUCUAUGCUGCUGUUUGCCUUCCCCUUCAUGGUGGUGAUGGUGUGCUAUGGACUGAUGGUGAGGAAGCUUCUGGAGCCCACCUGGGGGGCAGGAGGGAGCCAGUCGAGGGGAGUCGGGAGGAUCGCUCCUCAUCGCUCCAAACAGAAGUCUGUGAAGAUGAUAAUCAUUGUGUUAGCAGCGUUCAUGCUGUGUUUCCUACCCUUCCACCUGACCAGAAGUCUGUACUACUUCCUCAGAUACCUGGAGCAGAUGGACCCCUCCCAGGUGAGCUGUGAGCUGCUGAAGGCGUCCAGCCUGGCCUAUAUGGUGACACGCCCCCUGGCCAGCGCCAACAGCUGUGUGGAUCCCGUCCUUUACUUCAUGGCUGGGCAGGGUUUCCGUAGCAACCUCGGCAACAAAAAUCAGAGCAUCACCAAGGAAACCAGGAAGCGUGAUGGCGGCCCUUUCGAAGCAGCACUGACUGUCAGGAGAGUCAAUCUAUGUACUGAAUAGCUACGGAACCGAGUGAACUCCAUUGGACAAUCACACUGGAAGGAUGACUGGCUCCUCUAAACGGAAUAUUAUUUAGCCCAUAUUAUUAGCCUGUUUGAAGGAGAAUGUAUGUCAUGAUAUUUUACUGAAUGUUCUUUCCCUGACUGGUAAAUACUGGGAGAUUACAACAUACAAUAGAAAUACCAGAUGUCUUGAAAGUGAGAGGGGAAUAGAGUAACUCAUUGACUUAGCUAAGGAAGCUAAAGGCAGGAAGAAAUACACUGGUUGAUGCUGAGGGUGUAGAGAGAAUAGAUGCUGUUAUAACAUGUCAGGGACGUUAGUGCUGUUAAUACUGUAAUCACAAUAAACAGUAAAUAUAUAUUUAGGGGCCGCUGAUUGUAGUGUAUCUAACAAACCUUUCUUCAGGAUUACAUACACCACACACAGACUGUAAAUCAGUCUUAAGAGGACCUCCUCGUAAGAGCAUUCAGAGAAAGUUGUUCAGCUCCAGGCAUGACUUGGGCAGGUUCUUGGGUGUGUCUGGAAAGUCAUGAAUUAACAUCCCAAAGACUCACAGAUGGAGCUGGAUAUAAUCCAGACAGAGAGCUUUAUAGAAGCAACACAGGCUCACUGCUAGCUGGCACAACUACAAAUUACUAAGAAAAAACUCAUGCUUAACCCGUAAGAGUCUAAGCCCUGUCUAAGCCGGAGGGAGAAGGAGGGGUGCAUUUUUUAAGAAGGUCAUACCAAGGAUCAUUUAGCUUUUUAAUUUUGAAUUGUAAGACCCCUUGAACUAUCAAAAAAAUACUAAAUGCAUUAAAUAACAGAUUCACUACAACAGAGUCCCCCACAAAAAACCUAAAGGAAGUUUGUUCUGAAGUGUCUAUCAUAUCUGAACGAUAUAAGACCAGGAAACAUGUGUUUGUAUGUGUUGUUUUGGACAUGUAUUUAAGCCCUUAUUUUUGACACUAGUCGCCCCAUAUACUCUACUGGUCAAAUGUUUAAGAACACCUACUCAUUCAACGGUUUUUCUUUGUUUUUAAUAUUUUCUACUUUGUAGAAUAAUAGUGAAUACAUCAAAACUAUGAAAUAACACAUAUGUAAUCAUGUUGUAACCAACAAAUUGUUGUAAC
This is a messenger RNA of Oncorhynchus keta (chum salmon), 2207 nucleotides long. RefSeq names its product P2Y purinoceptor 2-like. The record is from RefSeq and is a predicted model, not a curated record. Gene Ontology annotation, molecular function: A1 adenosine receptor binding; G protein-coupled UTP receptor activity. Lineage: Eukaryota; Metazoa; Chordata; Actinopteri; Salmoniformes; Salmonidae. Bases 16 to 1095 code for a protein of 359 amino acids. The transcript is spliced from 2 exons. Gene Ontology annotation, biological process: G protein-coupled receptor signaling pathway. Gene Ontology annotation, cellular component: plasma membrane.